GUAGCGAGUUUUUAUAGUUCAGAAACCUUUUUUCUUCCUCUUUUUCCGUUCUUUGUUUUCUUCCUUUGAAUAUCGUCUUUCUAACAUGUCUUCUAAAGAAGCAGAAAAACCUAAAGCCGUCCCCGAAGAACCCACAGAGGAUAAGGUAAAUCUCAUCAUGGCAAAUCGAAGACUUCUUCGGAAACGGAGAAGACUGACAGCAAGGACAGCGAUGGUGAGCCAAAGGUCGUCGAUCCCGAAGAGCUUAUUGAUAUGAAUACGUUUGAUCAGCUUUUGGACAUGGACGAUGAGGAAGAUCACGAAUUCUCAUACAGCAUUGUACUCAACUACUUUGAGCAAGCAGAACAGACUUUCACAGACAUGGACGCUGCACUAGAGAAGAAGGAUCUAUCGGAACUGUCUCGAUUGGGACACUUCCUCAAGGGUAGCUCGGCUGCGAUUGGAUUGAAGAAGGUCAAGGCAACGUGUGAAAAGAUUCAAAAUAUUGGAAACAAGCAGGACGAGGUGGGGUCUGCCUCGAUUGAAGAGGAAGAGGCAUUGGAAAAGAUCACAAAGCUGUUGCCACAGGUCAAAGCAGAGUACAAAGAAGCCGAAGAGUAUCUCAAGAGCUUCUACGACCAAGAUACGCGAUAGAAAGCUUUCUAAAAGAAUCACCGGUAAUCCAAACAAGCCAAAAAAGAAGA
Molecule: messenger RNA, 683 nt
Organism: Zychaea mexicana
Lineage: Eukaryota; Fungi; Mucoromycota; Mucoromycetes; Mucorales; Lichtheimiaceae
Product: signal transduction histidine kinase
Exons: 3
Coding region: 253-633 (126 amino acids)
Biological process (GO): phosphorelay signal transduction system; phosphorylation
Cellular component (GO): cytoplasm; nucleus
Molecular function (GO): histidine phosphotransfer kinase activity; protein histidine kinase binding
Source: RefSeq, a predicted model, not a curated record